Molecule: messenger RNA, 2776 nt
Organism: Octodon degus (degu)
Lineage: Eukaryota; Metazoa; Chordata; Mammalia; Rodentia; Octodontidae
Gene: Exd1
Product: exonuclease 3'-5' domain containing 1
Exons: 12
Coding region: 192-1865 (557 amino acids)
Biological process (GO): nucleobase-containing compound metabolic process
Molecular function (GO): 3'-5' exonuclease activity; nucleic acid binding
Source: RefSeq, a predicted model, not a curated record
CGCCACCGUGGCGCUGGAGACCGCAGUUAAAAGGGCUACUCCAUUUGGGCGCCGUUGUGCCGUAGGCUGCCUGGCAGGAGGACGGCUUAGCCAAGCUGUUUCUCACAAGACCCUAACACCGGAAGCCCACUCUUACAGUGUUCGGGUGUUUACAGAAGAUUAUUUGAAAACUUGAUUUGGAAUCAAAGAGCAUGGAUCUCAGCAGUGACUACCAUUUCCUCAAUCAGAUUUUGUGGAGGAGAGUGAAACUCACUUUGGUUUCUGGCAUCUUUGAAGGCGUGCUCCAGCAUGUGGACCCUACUAAAAUUGUUGUCCUGAAGAAAGUGAAGAAUGUGGAGACAGGCCAGAAUAUCCCAGGAGUGAAAAUGUUUUUUGGGUAUGAGAUUGUGAAUGUGGAACCCCUGGAUGAGGUGGAACAAGCAUCUGUGAGAGAAAAAACAUCUUCUGUUAGUCUAAAUACAGAACAAGCCAGGAUGGAUAAAAUGAAAGAUGAAGACCUAACUGAAUGUGAGCCUGCUUUACCUGCCCCUAAAGCACCAGUUCCCUCUCUGCUGAAUGACUUCAAGUACAGUUCAUUGGAUUUUAAAGAAAAUCACCAGAAGAUGCUCCAUAUCAAGAAACAGAGUGUCCUGAGUGUGGCUGCAGAAGGAGCUAAUGUGUGUCGCCAUGGGAAACUGUGUUGGCUUCAGGUGGCCACAAAUAGCCGAGUUUACUUAUUUGACAUUCUCCUUCUGGGAAGUCGAGCUUUCAACAAUGGACUUCAGAUGAUACUAGAAGACAAAAGAAUUUUAAAGGUUAUCCAUGAUUGUCGAUGGCUUUCUGAUUGCCUCUUUCAUCAAUAUGGGAUUAUGCUGAACAAUGUCUUUGACACACAGGUAGCAGAUGUCUUUCAAUUUUCCAUGGAAACUGGUGGCUUUCUUCCAAACUGCAUCAGUACUUUACAGGAAAGUUUAAUAAGACACCUUAAUGUAGCCCCUAAAUAUCUCUCCUUUCUAGAAGACAGACAAAAACUGAUUCAGGAAAAUCCAGAAGUGUGGUUCACACGACCUCUUCCACCCUCUUUAUUGAAAAUGUUGGCCCUGGAAGCGACCUACUUGCUCCCUCUUCGCACUGCACUCCUGGAUGAGAUGAUGUCUGACCUCACCACGAUGGUGGGUAGCUACCUAAACACCUGCCGAGAAGGCUCUGCAGAUGAGCUUGUAGGCACAGAGCCUACAUGUAUGGAGCUGCCAGAAGAACUGUUUCAACUCAAAGAUUUCCAGAAGCAGCGCAGAGAAAGAGCUGUGAAAGAAUACAGGAUGAAUGCACAAGGACUCUUAAUAAGGACUGUGCUAGGUCCAAAGAAAUCAGAGAUACCAACAGCAGGAAAGCGGGAAAAAGUCAGAGGCUCUUUGUCUUGUAAAGAUUCUAGGGAAGAGAAGCCUCCAAGUCUGACAUCCCAUGAAUUUCAUGAGGAUGGCAAGUUUUCGAAAGGAGAAUUUAAAACAAUAGUAACAUCUCAGUGUCUACCUCCUAUAAAAAAGAGAGAAGCCAGUGAGAAUUCCAAUAACAGACUUAUUUCCCCUGAGUCGAAAGGAUCAGAAGAUAGAAUAACUCAAAAGGAAUACUUUAUGUUGCCCGAGUAUGAGUUUCAGGCAAGUUUUUCUCUGAAAGAAGAGCAAGAACAAUUGAUUCUCAAAGAUAAGGAAUAUUUGUUGUCCACAAAACCAGAUGUUUCAAUAUCUCCUUCUUCUCUUCAGGAAACCAGAGUGUCACCAAAUUUUACAUUCCAUUCUUUCAAAGAAGCUGGGAUUUCCACACUCCCUCCCUGUCCAGCCUUGGAGAAGGUCGACUGGUGGAUAAAUCCACCUAUAAAUCUGCGUUAGGGGGUGCAGUAUGUUUGAGGCCAUGUGGGGGCCUCCUUUCCUCUGUCAUCCAGGGCUUACUACAUGCUUAAAUUUCUCUUGUUGUGAGUGUAGUUAGGCCUCAGUCACAAGUCUCAGGGAAAAUUACAAUCUCUUGCUCCUACAUUACUCUUAAUAUGGGUUAGGAUGAAAAUUAAUACACUAAUAAGGGAAGAAGUAAAAUUUCUGAUUAUGUCACAGUGCAGAAAUGUUUCGAGUGGCCAGAGUAAAUUAUAUCUCAUAAUUUGGAUUUAGAGGUUUUUGAGGAGGGAAACAUCUUGGUGUCAGAGAGAAUCUAUAAUUUUAAAUUCGUUUUGAUUUUGGCUUUUAGUUUAGCUUGAAGAGAAUCGUAAGACUCUUAGUUACCCCUAAGUUUAAAAAAAGUGUAUCAUUAAUGUUACUAAUAAUUUUUUUCUUAAAAUAUUAACUUUGUGCUUGGAUUUUGAAUGUUUUCAAAUUCAAAAUCAUAGAAAAACAAUAAUGUUACAGGAAUCAUCUCAUUGAAAUUUAUUUCAUUUAGGGCUUUUUGGGGGCUCCACUUCACCAGCAAAACAAGGACUCUGGGCUUCUUUUUAGUUAUCAUUAUGUAACCUUGAGAACGACUUUCAUCAUAUUGGCCUGGACUUGGUGUGUGUUCUUAUGAUAAGAGCUGCGGAGGCACACACCUAUAAUCCCAGCACUCGGAAGCUCAGAGAAGACGCUCGAGCCCAGACUGGGAAAAUUAGCAAGAACUGUCUCAAAGAAUAAAAGAAAGGAUCGGGGAUAUAGCUCAGUGUGAAGGCCCUGGAUUCAGUCCACAAUACUGUACCCUUUCCCUCCACAUAGUCAGGUUGUGUUGAGCCUUUUUCGUAAUGUAUACAAAUCGCUCACAUUCUUUUGUGUAAAAUAACCAA